Molecule: messenger RNA, 868 nt
Organism: Cucumis melo (muskmelon)
Lineage: Eukaryota; Viridiplantae; Streptophyta; Magnoliopsida; Cucurbitales; Cucurbitaceae
Product: kiwellin-like
Exons: 1
Coding region: 84-713 (209 amino acids)
Source: RefSeq, a predicted model, not a curated record
GGGACUGAAAAAAUAUUGCUUUUUAGUAUAUAAGGAAAAGAAGCCAUCUCUCGUUUACUCAUACAAAGGCUAUAGUAAUCUCCAUGGCCAAUUUGGUGUUUUUCAUUUCUCUUAUUCUUCUUCCUCACAUCUCUUUAGCAAUCUCUUCCUGCAAUGGUCCAUGUCAAACUUUAGAUGAUUGUGAAGGCCAAUUGAUUUGUAUCAAUGGUGUGUGCAACGAUGAUCCCAACAUUGGCACUAACCAAUGUUCUGAUGGUGGAUCCUCUUCGUCUCCGAGUAGUGAUUGUCAAUCGAUUGGAAGCUUGAACUGCAAUGGAGAAUCCUUCCCGCAGUACCAGUGCUCACCUCCGGUGACUUCCUCAACCCAAGCUACUUUAACAAACAAUGAUUUUAGUGAAGGUGGAGAUGGUGGAGCUCCAUCAAAGUGCGAUGAGAGUUUUCACGAUAACUCUGAACUAAUUGUAGCACUAUCAACUGGUUGGUAUAAUGGGGGUUCAAGAUGUGGAAAGAUGAUUAGAAUCACCGCAACGAAUGGAAAUUCAGUAUUGGCUAAGGUAGUGGAUGAGUGUGACUCUGUCAAUGGAUGUGAUGCAGAGCAUGCUAAUCAGCCACCAUGUCGUAAUAAUAUUGUAGAUGGGUCUGAUGCGGUGUGGAGCACAUUAGGGUUAAAUAAAGACGUGGGCGAAGAAACUGUCACAUGGUCAGAUGCUUAAAGUGAAAACUAAUUAAAUCUCAUAUUUACUUUUAACAUUUAUAAGUGGCAUGGCAACAGAAAAUAUAGUUUUUCUAAAAAAGAAUAAUGAAUGUAUAGAAUGAAAAAAGUUUAUAAUUAAUAAAAUAUGGUAGCUAGGUUCUCCUUGGGGGCUUU